CCAUAAUCGUCGUGCGCCGACCGAAAACGCGACUGUGAUUAUUUGUGCCACUGAUCGAUAUAAUCUCACGCUUGCAGGAACUUGACAGCAUUCGACAAACACACUUGUGCCCCACGCAAUUUCUCCCUUUCUUCUGUCCUCCUUUCUUAUACAGACUUUCCCUCUCCUUGAGCACCAGAAUUCCUCACUGCUCCUCUUCUCGCUGACCAUCCGAACCGACACUUCCAACUCUCCAUAAAUAGCUUCCACGAUGGCGCAAAUACGAGGAACCGCAGGCUACAACUUGGGUCUGAACAACCAAUUCAGCUCUCAACGGAGUACUGAAGCCACGAGCGACCCAAGUCCUCUGGACCAGAUCCGAGAACAGACCAGCAAGAUUGAAGACUGGCUGAACACCAUGGGUGAACCCUUGAGACCAUAUCUUCCUGCUAUUGGACGAUUUCUCAUUGUUGUCACCUUCAUCGAAGAUGCUAUAAGGAUCAUUACCCAAUGGAAUGAUCAGCUUACCUACCUACGGGAUUUCAGACACAUCCCCUGGGGCCUCACACACCUCUUCCUGAUCUUCAAUGUCAUCACCAUGUCCGUCUGUUCAGUGUUGGUCAUCAUGCGCCGCUACGGAGAGUACGCAGUCGGCGGUCUGCUGUCGGUCGUGGUUGUUCAAGCACUCGGAUACGGCCUUAUUUUCGAUCUGAACUUCUUCCUCCGGAACCUGUCCGUCAUUGGUGGCCUGCUCAUGGUGCUCGGAGACAGCUUUGUCAAGAAGACCAGAGUAUUUGCUGGACUGCCCUCGAUCGAUGAAAAGGACAAGAAGAUGUACAUUCAGCUCGGAGGACGAGUCCUUCUGAUCUUCCUCUUCAUCGGCUUCGUCUUUGCAGGUGAAUGGAGCUUCUGGAGAGUGCUGGUCAGCAUGGUUGGGUUCGUGGCUUGUGUCAUGGUCGUCGUCGGUUUCAAGGCCAAGCUCAGUGCCAUCAUCCUGGUCGUGCUCCUCAGUAUCUUCAACGUGCUUGUCAACAACUUCUGGACGCUCCAUCACAACCAUCCCCACAAGGACUUUGCCAAAUACGAUUUCUUCCAGAUUCUGUCGAUCAUGGGCGGCCUCCUGCUAUUGGUGAACAUGGGACCGGGCCAAUUGAGCGUGGAUGAGAAAAAGAAGGUCUAUUGAAACAACCGACAUAGGGAAGGGCAGAAAAUUCCUACUCGCGAGCACAUAAUGAUGCGUACGAGAUCAUGCAGAAUAUGAGCAGAAAGGGGCGUCUAAGCGGGGAAUCUGGGAUCGAUGGUGUACCUACGAAGGGCCAGAGAGUCCAGCCCAAAAAGCUUGUGGCAUUUACAGCAUACUGAGCGUUUAUGGGGAUUGAGCGCCUUCUGGGAGACUGUCUUCCACAAUCCUUGCAUUUUUGGUGUACGAACAGUCUGAGAGGGGGAGAUAUAGACAAAACCAGAAUGACCGUGAUUUACCUCCUUUGGGAACCGAGUAUAGAGAAUGUCAUUGUCCAACCACCGUGGCGAUCGAUCUGAAGCUGCCAAGGAGAUUGGUA
Exophiala xenobiotica is the source of this 1538-nucleotide messenger RNA. RefSeq lists its product as uncharacterized. The transcript has 4 exons. Gene Ontology annotation, biological process: Golgi organization. Gene Ontology annotation, cellular component: endoplasmic reticulum-Golgi intermediate compartment; membrane; endoplasmic reticulum. The record is from RefSeq and is a predicted model, not a curated record. Bases 251 to 1162 code for a protein of 303 amino acids. NCBI's taxonomy places the organism in Eukaryota, Fungi, Ascomycota, Eurotiomycetes, Chaetothyriales, Herpotrichiellaceae.